AUGACGGCAGACGUGAGCCAUGCAGCAUCACGCGUGCUCACCUCCAACAGUCCCCGCGACCCGAGCUUUGAUGACUUCUCCUUCGUCCCCUUCCUCCGCCAGAGCUACGGCUUCGGCCUCGCCAGUGAUGUACCCGUCUGCAAAGCCUACAGCGAAGGCCACUGCCCUCUGGGACCAGCCUGUCCCGAUCGCCACCCGACCCCAUCGCGUGUCACCACGUCGACCACCACCGCGUCGGGACUAGCACCGUCAACCACACAUGGGUCGCUGGUCUGCAAGCAUUUCCUCAAGGGACUCUGCAAAAAGGGUCUCAAGUGCGAGUACCUUCAUGAAUACAACCUCCGCCGCAUGCCGGAAUGCCAGUCCUUCUCGCGGUCCGGCUACUGUCCCAAUGGCGACGACUGCCUGUAUCAGCACGUGCGGGAGCAGGCGCGUCUGCCCCCCUGUGAACACUACGACCGGGGAUUCUGCGAGCUGGGACCCCUGUGUGCCAAGCGGCAUGUUCGUCGGCGCUUGUGUCAAUACUACUUGGCUGGGUUUUGUCCGGACGGCAAGGCCUGCGUGGAUGCUCAUCCCCGGUGGUCGGAGAACCUCCCCCGUCCGCAAAUCCGGGUCGAGAAGACCGAAGAGGAGCUGGAGCGGGAACGGGCCUUGAUCCGGGAGGAGCAGGAGAAGGAGAAGGAGCGUGAGAGGGAGUGGAGGAGUGAGCGUGGUCGCGGUGGAGGCUUCAUGCGGGGUCGGUACCGGGGACGUGGACGCGGAUAG
Molecule: messenger RNA, 765 nt
Organism: Aspergillus luchuensis
Lineage: Eukaryota; Fungi; Ascomycota; Eurotiomycetes; Eurotiales; Aspergillaceae
Gene: yth1
Product: cleavage polyadenylation factor RNA-binding subunit YTH1
Exons: 1
Coding region: 1-765 (254 amino acids)
Molecular function (GO): metal ion binding; RNA binding
Source: RefSeq, a predicted model, not a curated record